Molecule: messenger RNA, 2891 nt
Organism: Eurytemora carolleeae
Lineage: Eukaryota; Metazoa; Arthropoda; Copepoda; Calanoida; Temoridae
Product: zinc finger protein 271
Exons: 3
Coding region: 1142-2851 (569 amino acids)
Biological process (GO): regulation of transcription by RNA polymerase II
Molecular function (GO): DNA-binding transcription factor activity, RNA polymerase II-specific; RNA polymerase II transcription regulatory region sequence-specific DNA binding
Source: RefSeq, a predicted model, not a curated record
GAAUCUGUUGGAAUAUGAAGAGUCAUGUGGAAAGUAAAAUGUUGUCUGAUGUGUUAUGUUUUGAUUAAGCAUGAAUAUUUUUAAAGUUAGUUCCACAGAAUGAUGGUUGAUUGCUUGUUUGUUUUGUAAUUGAAUCUAACUGGAGUAUCUAAUGUUUUCCUUAGAUUUUGUUUAUUACCUUGCGUAGAUUCUCAAAUACAGGGUUACCCACAAAAGAUGAGACUACAUAGACGACCUGAAACUCAGAAUAAUAUGAUUAUGAAGAUACUAAGGUUAAAUUAAGUUUGCUGCUGUAAUGGGUUAUUUAAUGAUUUGGCAAAAAAAAAAACAAGUUUACAUUAGCAGGGAGUCGUGAAUAUAAGGAAACAGUCUGAAGUUUUAUCUUUUAUGAGUAACCCUUUAACCUAAUUAUUAUAUGCUCCCUUUAAUUUAAAAUAAUUUACAAAAUCACACUUUUAUAAAUUUAGCUUAAUACCUGAUUGUUAUUUAUUUUCUGUAAUCUGUGUUUUCAAAGGAUAUUUUUAUAUCUAAAUAUGAAAUUGGUCAAUUACAAUGUCAUUUAUAAAUUUGUUCAAAACUAUUGAUUUUAAUUUUCAGAAGACUUCAUUGUCACUUUGGUAGGGGAAAAUGCGGGAAAUAGGGGUUGUUGUAUGGGGGGGUCUAUAAUCGAGGUUCCCGACCGAAAAUUGAUGACUACUGACAUCCCACAUGGACCUGAAAAAGUUUUUGAAAAAUUUCCGGAAAAUACAGGAAAAAAUUAGCUGACAUAUUUUAGAUUUUGAUUCUUAAACUGUAAUAUGUAUGCAACAAAUCUGAGAAAAAUUUCAAGGAACGAAGUAAGAAGGCUUCAAGGGCGUUUUUAAGGGAAAAAUGCAGGAAAGGUGGUGAAAUUGUAUUAGGACAGGGUGAAAGGUAUUCUGAAAGUCUAAAAUUGAGUUUCCCAACAGAUGACUAUUGACACCCAAUGCGGGACUAAUACAGGUUUUGAAAAAAUGAGAGGAAAUUGUUGUUUUCUCCUGUUUUUGUUUUUAUUACGAAAUAGUUCUCAUUCAGGGCUGCAUGAAAAAAUCUGAGAGAAUCCAUUAUUUAAAUAAAAUCUUUAAAAAUCUUUUAAUUUCUAAAUUUUUCUAUUUUACUCUGAAUGUAUUUUUCAGACAGAAUGGCCGAGAUUAUUAAAGAAGAAUUAAAUAUGGAAGACUUUGAGAUAAAAGAAGAAACAAUUUCCUUCAAGGAAGAAAUCCUUCCCUCCUCUACUGAAGAUAAUACAUGUACUGUUAAUCUACAUAAAGAUGAUAUAAAGAUGGAAAAUACAGAAAUACAAGAUAAAAUGGCGGAGAAUAUGAAUAAAGAAUCUGAGAUAACCUCUACUGUAGAGGAUACAUGGUUUGUUAAUAUACCUGAAGUAAAAAUAAAGCUGGAAAAUGCAGAAAUACAAGGAGAAAACAUGGUUAUUAAUGGUCUUGAUCCUCUACAAUCUGAACCAAAGCCAAAGAGAAUCAAGAAGUGUCAAGACGGAUAUCAAUGUUCUCAAUGUGAUUAUGUUGCAACAAGAGCAAAUAACUUAGAACGUCAUAUUAAAUAUAAACAUGAGGGUGUGAGAUAUCCUUGUCCUCAAUGUGAGUUUGCUGCAACUACAGCAAGUAGCUUAAAGAAUCAUAUUGAAUAUAAACAUGAAGGGGUGAUAUAUCCUUGUCCUCAUUGUGAGUUUGCUGCAGCUACAGCAAGUAGCUUAAAGAAGCAUAUUGAAUGUAAACAUGAAGGGGUGAGGUAUCCUUGUCCCCAUUGUGAGUUUGCUGCAACUACAGCAAGUAGCUUAAAGAAUCAUAUUGAAUGUAAACAUGAAGGGGUGAGAUAUUCUUGUUCUCAAUGUGAGUUUGCUGCAACAAGAGCAAGUGAUCUAAAGAGACACGUUGAAAGGAAACACGAAGGAGUGAGAUAUCCCUGUUAUCAAUGUGAACAUGUUGCAACAAGAGCAAGUGAUUUAAAGAGACAUGUUGAAAGUAUACACGAAGGAGUAAGAUAUCCUUGUCCUCAAUGUGAGCAUGUUGCAACAACAGCAAGCCAUUUAAAGAUUCAUGUUGAAAGUAUACACGAAGGAGUGAGAUAUCCUUGCUCUCAAUGUGAGCAUGUUGUAACAAGAGCAAGUGAUUUAAAGAGACAUGUUGAAAGUAAACACGAAGGAGUGAGAUAUCCUUGUUCUCAAUGCGAGUAUGUUGCAACAACAGCAAGUCAUUUAAAGAGUCAUGUUAAAAAUAAACACGAAGGAGUAAGUUAUCCUUGUCCUCAAUGUGAGUUUGCUGCAACUACAUUGAGUAAUUUAAAGAAUCAUAUUAAAAGUAUACACGAAGGAGUGAGAUAUCCUUGUUCUCAAUGCGAGUAUGUUGCAAGAAGAGCAAGUGAUUUAAAGAGACAUGUUGAAAGUACACACGAUGGAGUGAGAUAUCCUUGUUCUCAAUGCGAGUAUGUUGCAACAACAGUAAGUCAUAUAAGGAGUCAUGUUAAAAAUAAACACGAAGGAGUAAGUUAUCCUUGUCCUCAAUGUGAGUUUGCUGCAACUACAGCAAGUAACUUAAAGAAUCAUAUUAAAAGUAUACACGAAGGAGUUAGAUAUCCUUGUUCUCAAUGCGAGUAUGUUGCAAGAAGAGCAAGUGAUUUAAAGAGACAUGUUGAAAGUACACACGAAGGAGUGAGAUAUCCUUGUUCUCAAUGUGAGUAUGCUGCAACUACAGCAAGUAAUUUAAAGAGUCAUGUUGAUAGUAUACACGAAGAAGUAAGAUAUCCUUGUCCUCAAUGUGAGUUUGCUGCAACUACAGCGAGUAACCUGAAUAGACAUAUUGAAUAUAAACAUUGAUUUCAAAAUUUUUCUAUUUUACGCUGAAUUUUUUUUCAGA